AUGAAUAAGAGUCAUGUUCCCUCUGCAGGCAUACAUGUUAUGAAAAUAGGAGAAAACGUAGGUGAAAUCAUAGAAUUCCCAAUCGAUAAAAAUGUAGGUGAUCAGGAUGAACUCGUGGAUCACAAAGAAAAGAGUUCGCCGAUCGAAAUAUCAAAAUACGCAGAAUUUAUUGAUAUUGACGAUAAAAAUAAAGCAGUUUUAGUCGUAAAACUGCUUUAUAAUCUUGAAACGUUCCAAGAUGCCAAAGAUUUAAUCAAUUCUCUGGAAAAACAAUCAAAAAAUUAUGAAUCUGCAUUACAAAAUAAACCAGAAAUUUGG
This is a messenger RNA of Trichomonas vaginalis G3, 318 nucleotides long. RefSeq lists its product as uncharacterized. The transcript has a single exon. The annotation marks the transcript as partial. The record is from RefSeq and is a predicted model, not a curated record. NCBI's taxonomy places the organism in Eukaryota, Parabasalia, Trichomonadida, Trichomonadidae.